Messenger RNA from Meloidogyne enterolobii, 2011 nucleotides. The record is from the annotation of a GenBank genome assembly. NCBI's taxonomy places the organism in Eukaryota, Metazoa, Nematoda, Chromadorea, Rhabditida, Meloidogynidae.
UUUCCUUCAAAAAAUUCCAAACAACGCAAAAACGACGACCCAUAAAGUUAAGCAGCUUCUUCCUUCGUCCCCUCCCCUGUCUGAACCUUCAUCGCUUAAAAUGCCUUAUAGAACUGAUUUGAAGAGGCCUGACUUAAAGGGGCAAUUUCCAUGUUCUGUCUGCAACAAAAUAUUUUGCCAUUCAUCCUCCUUAAGCAGACAUAGAAUGCAGGCACAUUACAAAAGUUAUACUUGUACUCAAUGUAAUCAAGAUAUUCAUAACAGCGAAAAUCUCCGUUCACACAUGUAUCGGUGUCAUCAAAUACACAGAAUGUUUAUGUGUAGGUGUUGUAAUUGGGCAUUUCCUGAUAAGACUAGUCUUCACAUUCACAUGCAAAGUAUGCAAAAAAGUGGUAAGCCGGGUGAUGUUUCUGUACUUGCGAGAAGUUCGCUAGAUCCUGAUGUUAAAUUGGCCUUUCCAGACAGUGAUGGUUCCACAACAAAUUCUUGUCCAGAAGAUGACCAUCAAAUUUUUCCUGAAGAGACGGGAGAAAUAAGUGAAUUAGAAGAACAACAACACCUUCAAAAAUUAGAAGAAAAUAAUAUUAGAGAGCAAACACAACGAACAUCUCAACAUCAAUUAAUUAAUAAUUUUGGUUUUGAUGAAAAUAAAAAAGAUUUUUUGUUGCCUUCUCCUUUACCACAACAAAAUAACAAUCUUCAUUCAAAUAUUCAAACAACAGGAAUUUUCCCUCCUCCCCAAAAUCAACAACAACAACGACAAAAUAAUUUUGGACCCCCUAAUUUUAGUGCUGCAGAAAUGCUUCUGUCAAAACUUGGAGGAUUUAUUAAUAAUGAAGAGAAACAAUUGCAGCAACACAGUUUGCUUCAGAAUAAUACACCGCCUACUGCUGCACAAACAUUGCUAGCAACAUUUGCGCAACAUCAGAAUUCCCACCAGACACCUCAACAACAUCAGUUGCUUCAUUUAAUUGCUAACAACCCCUAUCUUCUAGCUGCCGCUGCUUCACCAUCACCAUCAUCUUCCGCUUCUGUUUCAUCAAAUAAUGAUUUUAAAAAUAUAAUGUUGCAACAUCCAAAUAAUCAUUUUCCCCAUCCUCCUCCAAAUCAUUUACCUAUUGCUGCAAAUAUUUCCCCACAAUUUGCUAACACUAAUGUGCUUCAAUCACUCUAUGCAGCAGUUGCUUCAGCUGCUUCAGCGGUUGCUUCAACAUCGAAUUCUGCUUCGAUAUCGAAUUCUGCUUCGGUAACGAAUUGUUCUUCGUCUUCAAUUUCAAAACAACCUUUAUUAACGGAAAAUAUUAAACACAAAAAACAAAAGCUUCAACCUCCCUUAAAGAAAAGACGAGGAGAGAAGAGAAAGUCGUCUUUAAACAAUGCUAUAAUUAAAAAUAAAAAUUCUGCUACAACAACAACAAUGCCUACAAUGGAUUUAAGUUUGCAAAUAUUGCAGAAAGGACAGAGUGAUAGAGGGGUAAAGACUAAGAAGACGUCAGCUAAUAAUGAAGCAAAUCAAGAAGCAAAUCAGGAAGUCCCCCCAAAUCGUUGUGAAAGUCUCUCCCCUUCAAUGGGCAAACUCAAUUCUUUAAUUACCAAUCUGUUAGCAAUAAAAGGGGGAAACAACAACAACAACAAUAUUAAACAAGAACACAGUCCUGGUGAUGAUUAUGAUGGGAAUAAUGGAGGAGAGUCUUCUUCAGCUUCUGAAAGACGAAAUAAACGAAAAAUGCGUACUCCUGCACGUGCUGCAGAAGUUGCUGCAGCUUUGAUUAAUGAAAAGAAGCUUGGAAAUGUUGCUUCUGCUUCUAAUGAGAAUAACAAUAAUGGCUCGGUAACCAGCCAACCUUCGCCUGCAGUUUCCGAUUCACAAACAAGCAGUGGGGGAAGCAAUGGCAACAACAACGAUGAACAUCAACAACAACAUAUGGAUUUUGAAGCAAAUAAGGAGGAUGGUCCAUCAACAUGGAUGUGCUCUUCCUGUCAGGCAGGUGCUUUUAUAAAAAUAUCCUGA